This is a messenger RNA of Athene cunicularia (burrowing owl), 2512 nucleotides long. RefSeq names its product guanine monophosphate synthase (gene GMPS). The annotation marks the transcript as partial. Gene Ontology annotation, cellular component: cytosol. The record is from RefSeq and is a predicted model, not a curated record. The transcript is spliced from 15 exons. Lineage: Eukaryota; Metazoa; Chordata; Aves; Strigiformes; Strigidae. Gene Ontology annotation, biological process: GMP biosynthetic process. Gene Ontology annotation, molecular function: ATP binding; GMP synthase (glutamine-hydrolyzing) activity; GMP synthase activity.
UGCCGUUCGCAGCCGGAGAACGCCGGAGGAGAGCUCAAGGAUGGGCAGCACCGCUACGAGGGAGCCGUCGUCAUACUGGAUGCCGGGGCGCAGUACGGGAAGGUCAUCGACCGCCGGGUGCGAGAGCUCUUCGUCCAGUCCGAGGUCUUCCCCCUGGAAACGCCAGCCUUCGCCAUCAGAGAGCAAGGCUUUCGAGCUAUCAUUAUAUCUGGAGGACCAAACUCUGUGUAUGCAGAAGAUGCCCCAUGGUUUGACCCAGCAAUAUUUACAAUAGGAAAACCAGUUCUUGGAAUCUGCUAUGGCAUGCAGAUGAUGAAUAAGGUAUUUGGAGGUACGGUGCACAAGAAGAGUGUUCGAGAGGAUGGAGUGUUCAACAUCACUCUGGAUAACACGUGUUCGCUGUUCAGGGGCCUUCAGAAGGAAGAGCUUGUGCUCCUCACUCAUGGAGACAGCGUGGAUAAAGUAGCUGAUGGAUUCAAAGUGGUUGCACAGUCUGGGAACAUUAUAGCAGGCAUAGCAAAUGAAUCUAAAAAACUGUACGGAGCACAGUUCCACCCUGAAGUUAGCCUCACAGUGAAUGGAAAAAUGAUCCUGAAGAAUUUUCUCUAUGAUAUUGCGGGAUGCAGUGGUACCUUUACAGUGGAAAACAGAGAAGUUCAGUGCAUUCAAGAUAUCAAAGAGAAAGUGGGUUCAUCAAAAGUCCUGGUUUUACUCAGUGGCGGUGUGGACUCAACAGUGUGUACUGCUCUCCUGAACAGAGCUUUAAAUCAAGAUCAGGUCAUAGCUGUACACAUAGAUAAUGGUUUUAUGCGCAAGAGAGAGAGUCAGUCUGUGGAGGAGGCACUCAAAAAACUUGGCAUUCAAGUUAAAGUGGUGAAUGCAGCUCAUUCAUUCUAUAAUGGGACAACAACUCUGCCCAUCUCGGAUGAGGACAGAACUCCACGUAAAAGAAUUAGCAAAACCUUAAACAUGACUACAAGUCCUGAAGAAAAAAGAAAAAUUAUUGGUGACACCUUUGUUAAGAUUGCCAAUGAAGUUAUCGGAGAAAUGAAUCUGAAACCUGAAGAGGUUUUUCUUGCUCAGGGCACCCUCAGACCUGAUCUCAUUGAAAGUGCUUCCCUUGUUGCAAGUGGCAAAGCUGAAGUCAUCAAAACUCAUCAUAAUGACACGGAGCUGAUUCGAAAGUUAAGAGAAGAGGGUAAAGUAAUAGAACCGCUGAAAGACUUUCACAAAGAUGAAGUGCGAGUGCUAGGGAGAGAACUUGGUCUUCCUGAAGAGCUGGUUUCAAGGCAUCCCUUCCCAGGUCCUGGUCUAGCAAUCAGAGUGAUAUGUGCUGAAGAGCCUUAUGUGUGCAAAGACUUUCCUGAAACAAACAACAUUUUGAAAAUAGUUGCAGAUUUUUCUGCGAGUGUUAAGAAGCCACAUACUUUGCUGCAGAGGGUUAAAGCGUGUACAAGUGAAGAAGAUCAGGAGAAGCUGAUGCAGAUUACAAGCCUACAUUCACUGAAUGCCUUCUUGUUACCAAUCAAAACUGUGGGAGUGCAGGGUGACUGUCGCUCAUAUAGCUAUGUUUGUGGGAUCUCUAGUAAAGAUGCUCCUCACUGGGAGUCUCUUAUGUUUCUUGCCAGGCUCAUACCACGCAUGUGCCACAACAUAAACAGAGUUGUGUACGUGUUCGGUCCACCGGUCAAAGAACCUCCUACAGACGUCACCCCCACUUUCCUGACAACAGGAGUCCUCAGCACUUUACGUCAAGCUGAUUUUGAGGCUCACAAUAUUCUCAGGGAGUCUGGUUAUGCCGGAAAAAUUAGCCAGAUGCCAAUAAUACUGACGCCGUUGCAUUUUGAUCGGGACCCUCUACAGAAACAACCUUCCUGUCAAAGAUCUGUGGUUAUUCGAACUUUUAUUACAAGUGAUUUUAUGACUGGUAUUGCAGCAACUCCUGGUAAUGAGGUGCCAGAAGAGGUUGUGUUAAAAAUGGUGGCGGAGAUUAAGAAGAUUCCUGGUAUUUCUCGGGUGAUGUAUGACUUGACAUCAAAGCCACCAGGAACUACGGAGUGGGAGUAAUUAACUUUUUUUCUAUUAAAGUACUGUGUGCAGUCUAAAUCAUAUCAGAAACCAUUCCCAGUGUUGACAUGCAGUACUGUGAAAGAGUGACUGGAGCUGCUACAUCGCAUCAGAUUCCUCUCCUGGAGCAUAAACCUGCAGUUAAGAGCUGUGCUGGGGAUGACUGAGUGGGGCUGAGGAUUUGUACGGGUAAAUAAUCAUGGCAGCCUUGCCGGUGCGCAGACAGAUUCCUAUUGCUUUUGCCUUUGUCCUACCCGUUCUUCCCGUUUCCGCGUGUUUUAUUGUUAACUGUAAUUUCAGCGUCUCUUUGUUUUUGUACACUGCGUGAGAAGAGACAGUUUAUUUACUUCUACCGAAAGCAUUGUUACAGCCUAAAAACGUGAGAUGAAUUCUUUGUGACCAACUGCUUUUGAACGGAUUUAUUAUAAAUGAAUAUUUUGCCAAA